CCUAUUCUAAUUGCGACUUUAUGACGAGCCAAUCGGACAGAGAUACAGCAAAUCUAACCUAACCUAAGCUAACCUGACCUGAAAUGUAAACAGCUGUUUACGUAAAGCGACAAAAUAUUAAGUAUCGGAUAAACUUAUAAAGCAAUAAAAUAUUAAGUAUCGAAUAACAUUUCUAUUAUUGAACAUAUCUUAUAGCGUGAUAUAAAUGGAUACAUUCUUCUUUAUAUAAAAUGAAAUUCAGAUUCGAAAGAUAUCUCAAGCAAUUUUGUAGGUUACGAUCUUCUUGGUUACAAACAUUGCCUGCGGAAACAUCAGAAAAAAAUGUGACCAGUCAGAAAUUAUGUCUGUCUGAACCAGACUAUGAUACAGAAUUUUUGUGCAAUCCUAAAAAUCGCGAUGCUAUAUUUAAUAAUAUCAAAAGAAGGAAGAACAUUGGCGAUAUCGAUAAAAUCCUCGAACUUUCAGACAAGCCUGAGAAGCAAAAAUUGUUCUUGGAAGAAUUGAGUAAAUUACCAAAUUUUACGCAUCCUGCUGUAAUCGAUUAUGGCAAUGUGCCAAAGCUUUUAAAGCAAUGCGGCGAGAAAGUAAAAUUUGAUUUUGAACCUAAAGAAUUUGCUGAACUUGUCACUGAUCUCAAAGCCAUGAGAAUACAAAAUCUGGGCCCUAUUGCUGGACAGAGAAGUUAUAUAUUUUUGGGCGAUUUGGCAGAAUUGGAAGAGGCAUUGAUUCAAUACACUAUUAGGGAAUUGAUGAAGCAUGGUUUUAAGUUAAUAUCGGUUCCUGAUAUUAUUCAAACUGAAGUUAUCGAGAGAUGUGGUUUAAUAACAGAUGAUCGAACUCUUGUAUAUAAUUUAGAUCCUUGUUGUGGAGAUGAUUAUAGUCUAUCUGGGACUGCAGAAAUGUCACUAGCGAGAAAGUUAAUAAAUACUACAUUCCCUUAUGAUAAAUUACCACUGAAAUUAGCCGCUGUUAGUCGAUGUUAUCGCGCGGAAGCUUCAAGUGCACUAGAUGAAAGAGGAAUAUAUAGAGUUCAUCAAUUCACCAAAGUGGAAAUGUUUGUCUGUUCCGAACCAUGCCAAUCUGAGAAAGUGUUUCAAGAUCUUCAAAACAUACAAGGAGAAUUGUUCUCUUCGUUAGGUUUACAUUUUCAAGUAAUGGAUAUGCCUCCAAGUGAUCUAGGUUCAUCAGCUUAUAGAAAAUACGAUAUAGAAGGCUGGAUGCCUGGAAGAAAACAAUAUGGUGAAUUGUCUAGUUGUAGUAAUUGUACAGAUUAUCAAUCUAGACGUCUCAACAUCAAGUACAAAACGAAAGAAGGAAACACAGUUUAUAUGCAUACAUUGAAUGGCACUGCGUGUGCGAUACCUCGCAUGCUAAUUGCGUUAUGCGAGACUUAUCAGACGAAACAUCAUCGCAUUACUGUCCCAGAAAAGUUGGUGCCUCUAAUGAAGGGCAAAACACUUAUUAAGAAGCAACCUAUAGCAGACAUGAGAAUUUAUAAGUACAAACAAAAAUUAAAUCUAAGUAAAACUUAAAUAUAAUAAAUCUAGACAAUAAAUCUUAAGUGAUUUUUAAUAUCCAAAAUCUUAUUCUAAAUAAAUAAAACAUUCGUGAUUAAAUUUGGGAUCUGCCAAUUAGGAGUCGAGCUACAUAAAGUCACGCGUAGAUAUAUAUGUACACACAUAUACAUAUAAUAAACUCUAUAAAGAAAAAUUUUCUUAAAGAACUUGUUUAUGCUAUAAUGAAAGGAAGUUAGGAAUCACUAAAAGAGAGAAAGAGAGAGAGAUCGAAUAUUAAACACCACCUGUCAGUAUAUAUUUUCUAUAAACUAGUACAAUAUUAUUAUAUACAAAGAAAGAUAGGGAUCCGAAAAUUGUACGUACACAGGGAUAAAGAUUUUUUUUCUUUUCUUAUAAUUUCUUUGUUAUUCUGUAUAUAUUUUGUAGUGGAGCUUAUAAAAAUGUAACACAAAAUAUUUUUUUCUUAAAGUAAUACAAUUCAAAGACAUUGCAAAUUUACA
This is a messenger RNA of Camponotus floridanus (Florida carpenter ant), 2017 nucleotides long. It is a transcript of the gene SerRS-m, whose product is annotated as serine--tRNA ligase, mitochondrial. Gene Ontology annotation, biological process: mitochondrial seryl-tRNA aminoacylation. Gene Ontology annotation, molecular function: serine-tRNA ligase activity; tRNA binding; ATP binding. NCBI's taxonomy places the organism in Eukaryota, Metazoa, Arthropoda, Insecta, Hymenoptera, Formicidae. The record is from RefSeq and is a predicted model, not a curated record. Gene Ontology annotation, cellular component: mitochondrion. The coding region runs from base 231 to 1532 and encodes 433 amino acids. The transcript has 4 exons.